Messenger RNA from Myxocyprinus asiaticus (Chinese sucker), 1628 nucleotides. RefSeq names its product putative sodium-coupled neutral amino acid transporter 11. The record is from RefSeq and is a predicted model, not a curated record. The transcript has 11 exons. NCBI's taxonomy places the organism in Eukaryota, Metazoa, Chordata, Actinopteri, Cypriniformes, Catostomidae. Gene Ontology annotation, molecular function: amino acid transmembrane transporter activity. The coding region runs from base 20 to 1519 and encodes 499 amino acids. Gene Ontology annotation, biological process: amino acid transmembrane transport.
ACUAAGAAGGACUGAUUUAAUGGAAAACCACGAAGGAGAGAAACGUGACAGUGUUCAACAGACGGAGGAUGACAGGGAUUUUUUGUUCCACACGGAGAAAGGUGGAACUAGUUCGAUGUCUUCGGCCUCAUUUAAUUUCAUCAAUUCUAUUAUCGGAUCCGGAAUUAUUGGUUUGCCAUAUUCCAUGAGUCAAGCAGGUCUUCCUCUGGGCCUUCUAUUGCUUAUUCUGGUUGCCUUUAUCACAGAUUACUCCAUUAUCCUGCUUGUCAGAGGGGGAAAUCUGUCUGGGACUAACAGUUAUCAAUCUCUGGUGCAAAGCACAUUUGGCCUGAUCGGAUAUUUGAUUUUGUCAGCUCUACAGUUUCUAUACCCAUUCAUCGCAAUGAUCAGCUACAACAUCAUAACAGGGGACACCCUGACUAAAGUGUUUAUGAGAAUUCCAGGAGUUGGUCCUGGGGACAUUCUUACAGAGAGACACUUUGUAAUUCUGGUGUCUACUCUUCUCUUCACUCUCCCUCUGUCUCUAUUUAGAGAUAUCGGAAAGCUGGGAAAGGUAUCGUUGUUGUCUAUGCUUUUGACUGUUGCCAUUCUCAUCGUAGUGAUCGUGAGAGCAGCGACUCUUGGACCACAGAUACCUCCAUCAGAGGGUGCAUGGGUGUUUGCUAAAUGGAAUGCAGUUCAGGCAGUUGCUGUCAUGUCUUUUGCUUUUAUCUGCCACCACAACAGCUUUAUGAUCUAUGGAUCACUGAAGGAGCCCACGCUGAGUAACUGGUCUCUUGUCACACACGUGUCGGUGGGCUUGGCCUUAUUGGUCAGUGUUAUCUUUGCAGCUGCAGGAUAUGCAACUUUUACUGGCUACACACAAGGUAAAUUAAGUACUAUGUAUCAAAAUCAGCACCUGUUACUUCAAUUGGACUGUAUCAUAGACAAAAAACUAUGCAUGGAGAGACAGUUUGAAUGGAAUUGCAUGUUUUCACCUGCAGGUGAUAUAUUUGAGAACUACUGCAAGAAUGAUAACUUGGCAACAUUCGGCAGGUUUUGCUAUGGUGUCAGUAUCAUCACCACAUUCCCUCUAGAGUGCUUUGUAACCCGUGAGGUGAUCUCCAAUGUCUUUUUUAAAGAAGAACUCAGUAACAUAGCCCACGUCAUCGUUACCUUGGUGAUCAUAUCAGCAACGACUGCAAUUUCCCUUUCUUAUGACUGUCUGGGUAUUGUACUAGAACUAAAUGGUGUUCUGAGUGCGACUCCCCUCAUCUUUAUCUUCCCUGCCGCCUGCUUUCUGAAGCUCUCGGAUGGCCGCUGGUUUCAUGGGGAAAAUCUAAUUCCCAGUAUCAUCCUGAUUGCAGGUAUUUGUGUUAUGAUUAUCGGAUUAAUCAUGAUGGUGCUGUUUCCUCAGGACUGUUCACAUGGAGCAGAGAUGUUCUACUGUACGGUCUCCAACGCCUCAGUUCUCAGUACAACUCCAACGAGCAGUGUUUUACAGAGUAUUAACACCACACAGAAUGUUAGCAUUUUAUGAUAUUUAAACAUUAAAUAAUUUUUAUUUUAAAAUGUAACAUUUUCACUGGGAGCCUUUUUACAGUAUACUGUAUGAUGUUUUUUUUUUUUGUUGUUGCAAUAAUUUGUUA